Manihot esculenta (cassava) is the source of this 1191-nucleotide messenger RNA. Its product is annotated as bidirectional sugar transporter SWEET16. The record is from RefSeq and is a predicted model, not a curated record. Gene Ontology annotation, cellular component: membrane. Gene Ontology annotation, molecular function: sugar transmembrane transporter activity. The transcript has 6 exons. Bases 96 to 1004 code for a protein of 302 amino acids. Gene Ontology annotation, biological process: carbohydrate transport. Lineage: Eukaryota; Viridiplantae; Streptophyta; Magnoliopsida; Malpighiales; Euphorbiaceae.
UGCUUUUGCGGUUCACGUGCACAUUUAUAUGUGUCUUUUUUCUGUCUUUCAACCAUAUUUGCAGUAGACACGCACAGUACUAUACUCCAUUAUCCAUGGCCGACUUAAGCUUCAUUGUUGGUAUUAUUGGUAAUAUAAUUUCUAUUCUGGUUUUUGCUUCUCCUAUAAAGACAUUUUGGACAGUGGUGAAGAAGAAAUCCACAGAAAAUUACAAAGGGGUUCCAUAUAUAACUACAUUACUGAGCACAAGUUUAUGGACUUUCUAUGGACUUCUGAACCCAGAUGGUUUGCUUGUAGUCACAGUGAAUGGAGCUGGUGCAGUUUUCCAGUUCAUCUAUGUCACUCUAUUUCUCAUCUAUGCUCCCAAGGAUAAGAAGGUAAAUGCAGCAAAGUUGGUGGCUUUAUUAGAUGUGGGGUUUCUUGGGGUAGUGAUAACAGUAACUCUCGUAGCCAUGCAUGGGAAUCUGAGGCUUACGUUUGUUGGAAUUCUAUGUGCUGCAUUCACCAUAGGCAUGUACGCAGCUCCUCUAUCUGCCAUGAGAACAGUGAUAAAGACUAAGAGUGUGGAGUAUAUGCCAUUCUUGCUUUCCUUCUUCCUCUUCCUCAAUGGAGGUGUUUGGUCUGUUUAUGCAGUGCUCGUCAAAGACUUCUAUAUUGGAGUGCCCAAUGCGACAGGGUUCGUGUUAGGUUCAGCUCAACUGAUACUUUAUGCGAUGUAUACGAAAAAGUCUGGCUCAGAAAAAUCUGCCAUGGAAGAAGAAGGCUCACCUCACUUGGUCAAAGGAGGGAUUGAGAUGCGCACACACAAUGAUGAAGAUGAUAAGAUGUGCAUCAAUAACCGAAGUCUGAAUAAGGGAAAAAGCUUACCGAAGCCAACUGUGAAUAGACAAAAUAGCUUGAAGAAAAUCUUGAAGACACUUUCUUUGAAUGUUCAGGAUUUGCAAUCUGGUUGGCUUCAUGAUAUUGAACUUGGGAAUAGGAAACCUGAUAAUGAUCAACCCUGAGAAUAUCCUUGUUUUCUUUAAUACUUACUUAUUGAUACUAUAGUCAUAGUUGAGAAGCUUUAAGUUCAAAAUCCAGUCUGGAGCGAAUUAAAUAAAAAUAAAAUAAAAUAUUAAUUGGAUAGCUUUAUAUGUAUUUUAAUUAAUGAUUUUAUUAUUUAUAAAGAAAUUAUUUAGAUUUUAUUGUUUA